Pseudonaja textilis is the source of this 2443-nucleotide messenger RNA. It is a transcript of the gene GRPEL2, whose product is annotated as GrpE like 2, mitochondrial. Gene Ontology annotation, cellular component: PAM complex, Tim23 associated import motor. The record is from RefSeq and is a predicted model, not a curated record. Gene Ontology annotation, molecular function: protein-folding chaperone binding; adenyl-nucleotide exchange factor activity; protein homodimerization activity. Gene Ontology annotation, biological process: protein folding; protein import into mitochondrial matrix. Lineage: Eukaryota; Metazoa; Chordata; Lepidosauria; Squamata; Elapidae.
GGGAGCCUCAGUCCGGGCUUUAAUCGAGCGCGCAGUGGCUGCCGGUUGUUGUAGUCGGCCGAGGGUUUUGCUUUUCUCCCGUGACCGCCUGGGAAGCCGCGGGUCCGUUUCGCUCAGUCAGGCUGGUGGCGACGGUUAUGGCAGCGGGCAGGUCUGUGCGAGCGGCGCGGAGUUGCUUCAGCCCUUUGCUUCACUUGAAUUACCCUCGGUUCCAUUCCAACAGAGGUUUGCUCUUUGCCUUCAGUACUGCUGCACAACAAAAGAGCACGGGGGAUGAUUGUGGCCCAGAAGAUCCUCAGAAUGAACCUAGACAGAUCCUAAGGGGAGAAAAUUUGGAGCACAAGACCAUCAAGCUAGAAGAACAACUCCGUGUCUUAACAGAACGAUACCAAAGAGCCCUAAUGGAUUCUGAAAAUGUCAGGCGUAGAACACAAAAAUUUGUUGAGGAUGCUAAGAUUUUUGGCAUCCAGAGCUUUUGUAGAGAUCUGGUAGAAGUAGCAGAUAUCCUGAAGACAACUUUGGAGAUUGUUGUAGAUGAUGAUGAUGACCCAACUCUGACCCUGAAUAAGAUCUGUGAAGGCCUGACUCUUAUAGAAGUCAAACUACAGAGCGUCUUUACCAAGCACGGUCUGCAAAAAAUGAACCCCAUUGGUGGCAGAUAUGACCCCUAUGACCACGAAAUUGUUUGUCAUGUGCCGGCAGAAGAUAUGCAACCGGGCACUGUGGCUUUAGUGACUGUGGAUGGUUACAAACUUCAUGGCCGCACUAUCAGACAUGCACAUGUCGGGGUGGCAGUAGAAUCUCAAGAAUGUGAUGAACCUGAAUCUUAGCAAUUGGGGUCCUGUGAACUUAUUUUGUUUUGUCCACAUCAUCACUGCUGCUUUAUUUAUUAAGCCACACCGGUAUGACUUGCUGGUCUCUCAGGAUUGGCAUGAUCAUUUGUCCUUCCUUUUCAAGCUGUUAUUAUUCAAUGUUAGUUUUUCCUGUUGUGUAAAGAUAUUUUUUCGGUUGUUUCACAAAUGUUUUCUUUUCUAACUGUUAAUGUUACGCCUGCAUUAAAAGGAAUGUAGGAUUCAUUCCAACAAGGCACAGACCUAUUGAAAAGUCAGUCAGUAAAAUUCCACUGAUUUCAAUAGGUCUGUUCAAGGGUGACUAAAACUGGAUCCUGUUCUCUGAAAAAAGGCUGUCCUCCGAGAUUUAUUUUUAAUUUGCUUGUUAAUCACACUAUGUUCCCAUCUUCCUUUUUUAUAAUCUGUGGUAUACAUUUCAUCUGAGCUUUAUUUACAGUAACCCAGAGUCAUUCUUAUAUCAGUCUGGAUUUUUUUUCCAUUUAUGUAUUUAUUCAUGUGUUCUUUGAGACAUUCUCCUUAAACAAUACAAGAUGAUUUUAAUGUUUUUUUUUUCACCUUUAAAUAUGUGGACAAUGGUAGCUCUGUGGUUCUUUUACAAUCAGCCAAGUACGUGUUUUGGAGAAGAUUCAAGGCACCACUUAAGUUCAAGACUUACUUCCUUCUGAGCGCAAUUUUAACAAUUCUGGGGCAUUUGUAACCCAAGCAUGCAUGUGCCAAGUCUUGAAGCUUCAACACUUUUCUUUUUGAAUGUUUUCUAGAUCUCAAAAUUUCCCUGAGUGCUUUGGCCAGUAAAAUAUUUUCACUCCUAAAUUACUUCUGAAAAUGCAUACGUAAAUAUAAUAUUUUGUUUUCUUGAACUUUUCAAGAAGCUUCUUUCAAGGAGAGAUAUGAUACCUGUCUGUCUUACAAGAAUAAUUUGGCUAGUUAAAAAUUGAAGAUGAACAUCUCUUUGGGGUACUGAACGGAUUAUUAAGCCCAGCCAAAUAAUUUGUUUUCCUCUUAAAUUGAUUUUGAAUUUGGUCUUCCACAUUAUGAUCUAGCUAUCCCAUCAAACCCAUAAAUUCACCAUCAAGAUUUUCCAUAUUUCAUAAAUUGGCUUAAUGCAAUAAAAGUUCCUCUAGAGUCUAAACCUUUUAUUUUAAGCCUAGAUUUUAAAGUGGGAAAAAUCAAUACUUAGUAUAAAACACGUGUCUUACAUGGAGCAGGUCAGUUCAUAAUAUUUCAAAUUGUUGCGUCUCUCACAAUAAGAUCCUUGUUGUGAAGGAUCUUCCCUUGGUACUAUGUACUGUACUAUCUAACAAUGACUGGAUUAGAUGAACUAGUAAACAGCAAUAUAAGAAUGAUUCAUGGACUGUUAAUUCUGCAAAUAAUCUGCUGCCAUUUUCCAGCACAGCCUAACAUAUUAUCACCAGUGAUGGUAAGGGAUGAAUAGUAUUAGCCUUUUUUUUUUUUUUGGGGGGGGGGGGGGUGUUCAAUUUUGGGAUAAUGAAUAUGCAGAUGUUAAAGAAGAGAAAUAUUAAUUUAGAAAUGAUUAGAUGUCCUCUGUUUUAUGUUUUAGUUUUUUAAAAAAUAAAAAUAAAAUAGUUACAGAA